Penicillium lagena is the source of this 1812-nucleotide messenger RNA. RefSeq names its product Aconitase/3-isopropylmalate dehydratase large subunit alpha/beta/alpha subdomain 1/3. The record is from RefSeq and is a predicted model, not a curated record. NCBI's taxonomy places the organism in Eukaryota, Fungi, Ascomycota, Eurotiomycetes, Eurotiales, Aspergillaceae. The coding region runs from base 1 to 1812 and encodes 603 amino acids. The transcript is spliced from 2 exons.
AUGACCACGUCACAGGUGAAUCCCGAUGAAGAUGAUUCCAGUAGUGUGAUUCGAGGACGAGAAAUCAUCCCUGGGGCUGCUGAAGGAGAAUUGGUUGCAAGCAAAAUUGCACUGAGUUUCUGGGGUGGCGUAAAUGCUGAGAAUGGCAUUGUUAUUGACCAGCAUCACCCACUAGCGGGGCAGUCAAUAUCUGGCAAAAUUCUUGCAAUACCUAGCGGCCGUGGCUCAUGUACUGGCAGCGGGGUGGUUCUUGAGCUGCUGCUGAACGGCUGCCAACCAAGUGCGCUUAUAUUUGGGCGAGAUGAGUUGAUUCUGAGCAUGGGAGUGAUUGUCGCUGAAGAAAUGUUUCAAAAGAGCAUUCCUAUUUUGCAAGUAUCGGAAUCGCAGUUUGACACUGUCAUGCGAAUGCAAAGAGUGCGUAUUCGCGGAGGUCAAAUUCAGUCUAUAUCAGCCCACACUGCCUUGGCAAGCUCGCACACUCCCCUUGUGCUUAACAGACAGCUUUCAGUCCCACCAGUACAAUUGACAUCACUUGACCAAGAGAUGCUGGAUGGAAUUCAUGGAAAAGCUGCCCAGGUGGCAAUGCGUGUGAUUGUCCGGACAGCACAAAUUGAAGGCGUCACCGAGUUGAUUGACGUGAAGCAAGCUCAUAUCGAUUGUUGCAUCUACACUGGCCCAGGCACCUUGAAAUUUGCUGAGAAACUAUCUGAAUGGGGAGCGCGAGUCCGAAUCCCAACCUCUCUGAAUUCAAUAUCCAUCGAUCGACGACUCUGGCGUUCCCUAGGUGUUGGCCCAGAGGUUGGAGAGCCCUCUGAACAGCUUGCCCAGGCGUAUGUGAGAAUGAGUGCGCGUCCAACCUUCACAUGCGCGCCUUAUCUGCUUGAUACUGCUCCAAAAGCGGGAGAGAAUAUUAUAUGGGCUGAGUCAAAUGCUGUGGUCUUUGCAAACAGUGUGCUAGGAGCUAGAACUAUCAAGUGUCCGGACCUUCUGGACGUCUGUGUAUCACUGACUGGACGAUCUUUGAAUACUGGAUGCCAUAUCACUUCAAAUCGCAAAGCCCAAAUCCAUAUUCACUUGGAGCCUGUUCACUGCGCAGAUGAUACCCUAUUCCCGCUACUUGGAUACCUUACAGGGGAUACUGCUGCAAAUCGAAUCCCAAUUGUGACUGGAUUGGAAAAUUCACAUGCCACUAUUGAAGAUUUGAAAGCAUUCGGUGCAGCGUUUGCGACAACCUCCAGUGCUCCAAUGUUUCACAUUGCAGGCAUUACUUUCGAGGCGCGCAGUUCAGCCGACAUAAAUACACACUUAAAGGAGACGCCCAAGGUCACACUGACACGUGUUGACCUGAUGAGGCAGUGGUGCCAUUUCAAUGGUAUCUCACCGAGCAGUGAGACUAGCAACACAUAUUCCCAAGUGGACCUCAUAUCCCUAGGGAAUCCACAUUUCUCAUACGACGAAAUUGUGAAGCUUGUCCACCUCUGCGUGAAUAGUCGGAAAAACAAAGGAACUGCACUGAUUGUGACAUGUAAUCGAGACACAUAUGCACGAGCUGCCCAAGCUGGGAAUAUAUCUCCUCUGGAGGAAUUUGGCGUUCAGAUUCUCACAGACACGUGUUGGUGCAUGAUCCAGGAACCAAUAAUUCCUCCCAAUUCCCGCAUAAUAAUGACAAACUCCGCCAAGUAUGCGCACUACGGCAAGGGAAUGACGGGUCGUGAUAUUCGAUUUGGAGGUCUGUCACAGUGCGUGGAUGCUGCUAUAUCUGGGCAAAUGCUGGUGCGCCCACCUCCCUGGCUUCAACCCACACACAAAUAG